Molecule: messenger RNA, 531 nt
Organism: Schistocerca nitens (vagrant locust)
Lineage: Eukaryota; Metazoa; Arthropoda; Insecta; Orthoptera; Acrididae
Product: calcium-binding protein P-like
Exons: 2
Coding region: 1-531 (176 amino acids)
Source: RefSeq, a predicted model, not a curated record
AUGCGCCAAGCUGGGGGACCUGGAGCUUUGCAUGGUGCGUACCCGCCGGGUAAACCUGGAGCUUUGCAUGGCGCAUACCCGCUGGGGAAACCUGGAGCUUUGCAUGGCGCAUACCUGCCGGGUAAACCUGGAGCUUUGCAUGGCAUGUACCCGCCAGGUAAACCUGGAGCUUUGCAUGGCGCGUACCUGCCGGGUAAACCUGGAGCUUUGCAUGGCGGGUACAAGUCGAGUAAACUGGGAGCUUUGGAUGGUAAACCUGGAGCUUGGCAUGGCACGUACACACCAGGGAAACCUGGGGCUUUGCAUGGCGCGGUCCCGCUGGGUAAACCUGGAGCUUUGCAUGGCCCGUACCCACCAGGGAAACCUGGAGCUUUGCAUGGCGCGGACCCGCUGGGUAAACCUGGAGCUUUGCAUGGUGCGUACCCAUCGGGUAAACUCCGAGCUUUGUAUGGCAUAUUUCUGCCAGGGAAACUUGGACCUCCACCAAACCCAUACCUGCCACUUCAACCUGGACCUCCAUUGGGCCAGUAA